CGAACGCCUUGCUUCCGCCAUGCGCAUCCUGUCCUGCUCCGCCGUCAUUCCCUUCCUUCUCUCGGCCCUGUGGCUGCCCCGCACGGCUGCCUCUCUGGGCUCUGCCUCGGAUUCGGGAUACUUCUAUCUCCAUCUGGACACCCCCAACCACCAGGCUGGUGGAUCCUCCAAGGAGAUAUCUUUGAGUCAGGCGACCUCGGUGCUAUCCCACAACCUGGCCAUCUCGCAUCUGGUCCACUCGCCUCUCCACAACGCCGACCAAGACCUGCGCGACUUGGCUCUCAACGACGACGCCAUCACCCAGUCGGCCUUCCACCAUCUGUUUAACCAGCCUCCGAACGCCCAUUUGCUGCUCUCGGUCCUGGGCACCUCCAGCGACAUUGACCGCCGUUCUACGUUCAAGGUCGACGUCUCGGCACCCACUUCGGCCGAUACUUUCUAUAGCUUCGUUGAUGAGCUUGUGGAGUUGUAUGCCUCAAGCUAUGGCGACUCGUCGAACAUCGUCAGCAUCUCGUCGGAGAGUCGAUCGCUUGCCAUCCCGCGUGUGACGCGAGUGAAUCUCGGUCAAAAGCGAUCCAUGGUCAAGGCGCCCCAAGCGGCACACGUCCUCGCCAACGAAAUCAGCAAACUAGCAAACCAAAUCGAGGCUGAGGAGCUCUCCUCAGUCGACGAGCACACCGUCUUUGACGCUACCAAAGAGGUCGACCGUGAUUUCCUCUUCGAGCUUGACUUCAACACUCAGUUCCUGCAGAAGGUCCCUCAGGAGGCAUUUGUAGAUUUUGGCCCACAGAAGAUGCCCGAUCUGAUCAGUAUCUCCUUCUCAAAGCUGAAUGCUGUUGCUACAGAAUACGGCACCGGAUCCAAGCAGUACACUACAGCUGUUGCCCUUGUGCACAAAGCUGUCUCCAAGAUCGAGAACCAGUUCCGCAGCCGCUACCAUGAUCUUGCAACUGUCGAAAUCCUGUAUAUCCCCCAGUCUCUUAUUGCUGGCGACGCCAAGAGCACCGAAACUUGGAGUCGCCUCUCGCGCCGUGCCCCGCAGAUUGACCCUAACUGUCUCACGUCGGUCAGCAGCUGCCAAACCUACUUCAACAACUGCUCCAACCACGGCGCGUGCACUAGUGUUCAGAAAGGAGCCAAGACCUGCUUUGUCUGCAGCUGCUGGAGAAACAACACAGACGAUAACGGCGCAGCGAUCCCCGGAUUCACCAAGCCCGUCAAGUGGGCUGGUCCGUACUGCGCUGUCCAGGAUGUCAGCGUUGACUUUCAGCUUGUCUUCUGGACCUCGGUUACCCUUGCGGUCAUUCUUGUGUUCGCUGUCGGCGGCGUUUACUCGCUCAACGACGGCGACAACGGUCCUGGUGUCGGCCCAAGCUCGCGCAGAGCCAAGACCGACUAGACGUGCAUCUAUUCCUUCUGCAGCGUUGUGGCGGGAGCUCUUCAUUUCAUCUCACACUCUUGCUGCCGUCGAUAUGCUGUUGAGGCUUAUGUGCCCCCCCCCCUCUGGCGCCUGGAGAAAGCUGCUCUCUCUGCAGGUCGGCCACUUGCUUUUUACAGUCAAUCCAAUAAAAAACGGGACACCCGUGAUUUUGACCAUUGA
Polychytrium aggregatum is the source of this 1600-nucleotide messenger RNA. RefSeq lists its product as uncharacterized. The transcript has 9 exons. The coding region runs from base 20 to 1399 and encodes 459 amino acids. Lineage: Eukaryota; Fungi; Chytridiomycota; Chytridiomycetes; Polychytriales. Gene Ontology annotation, cellular component: endoplasmic reticulum. The record is from RefSeq and is a predicted model, not a curated record.